This is a messenger RNA of Lactuca saligna, 764 nucleotides long. NCBI's taxonomy places the organism in Eukaryota, Viridiplantae, Streptophyta, Magnoliopsida, Asterales, Asteraceae. The record is from the annotation of a GenBank genome assembly.
CUCUAUUUAUUGCCAAGUGCCGACCUUAUUUGGUUUACAAUGGCUUCUCUAGUUUUACUUACCUCCUUUUUUCUAGUUAUUUGCAUGCAUUCCUCCAACGCUCGUCUUCUUCCUACCAUCGUUAUACAUAAAUCUUCAAUAAAAUCACAUCAUCUUCAGAUUGCAGAAAAGAUUAAUGGUGGCGAUGAGAUGGUUGAAAGAACACGGGCUCCAGUUAUAAGGCCUCCUGCAACUCCAUUUUCAAAGGCUGAAUUUGGAGAAUCGCUGAAAGGAAAUGAAAAAAACGAUGCAGGAAGUGAUAUUGUUGAAUCUUCUUCCUUCCAUCAUGUGGCUUUGCUAAAGGGAAAACAUGUAGAGGAUUCAAAAAAACCAAGUGUAUCUCGUUACCCAGGAAAAGAAGAAGUUAAGCAUUCAGAAAAUGACGACAUUGUAGUAACAGACUAUCAACCACCUCACCGGAAAGCACCAAUACAUAACAAAUGAGCUUUUUGCACGCUUCCGUAGUCUUAGAUGAAUUCAUGAUAUGUAUUGAUAUACGUACCCUUAGAAAUUAUGUACAAAUGUAGAGCAUUUGGAAGUCAGAAUGUUUCAAGAAUGAAAUGCUUGAUAUUAUAUUUUUAUAAUUUUAUAUUAAUCAAAGUAUUCGAUGAGAUUGAGAAUAAGCCGAAGAAGCUAUUGUCAUUGUUGUUGCUUAAUGUCUAGCAUGAAUUCUAAUGUUUUUAGAGAGUGAUACAUAUACUUUGUUGUAAAAGACAAAUUUAGAC